Molecule: messenger RNA, 1449 nt
Organism: Rhinocladiella mackenziei CBS 650.93
Lineage: Eukaryota; Fungi; Ascomycota; Eurotiomycetes; Chaetothyriales; Herpotrichiellaceae
Exons: 4
Coding region: 1-1449 (482 amino acids)
Biological process (GO): protein dephosphorylation
Cellular component (GO): nucleus; cytoplasm; protein phosphatase 4 complex
Molecular function (GO): protein phosphatase regulator activity
Source: RefSeq, a predicted model, not a curated record
AUGUCUUUAGCAUUGGAUGAGAAGACUUUAGAGAGCGUUGCCAACAAUGGCGAGAUGGAAUACGAUAAGUGGCCCUCGAUCAUUGAACCAUUGCUCGAGCGACUGAACCAGAUUGUCUAUACGGAGUUUCCCAUGCCGCGACCCUAUCCAUCCAUGAACAGACCGCCUCGACAAUCGUCACCCUCUCAAACACAACUGACUUCUGCACGAGACUCCAACUCAGCCUUACAAACACCAACCACGCCCGUCCGAAAUUUACCUCCUGUUCCUCCUUUCUCACAUUCAUCGGCGACUCCUGUCAGCCAUGUUCCCGAUUCUCUCCCUCCCUCACAAGACCCGGUGGCCGAGUCUUUGAAUGAGCUGCCGGCGCUCCUGCUCCAAAUGCUCAACAGUGUUACACAUACUCUACGUUCCACCUUCUCCGAACGGCCGCCUCAUACGAUUCAACGACUGGCAGAGCUAGUUUUACACCCUACCGAACAUUACAAAACCCUUCCAGCAUGGCUGCGGGCGAUGGACCGAGUGGUGAGCGUGAGCAGUUCUGCAGAUAUCUUUCCAUUCUCUGAUACACCGCCUAUGGUGAACGGCGUCAAUGGGGAUGGUGGAGGUGGUAUUCUAUGGAAUAAUACUGACACUCGUAAUGGCUACGACAGUAAUUCUCUGGGGAGUGACGAAAGUUUGGGUGGGGCUCUCCUUACUCCCAUACCGUGGUUGCGAAAUGGAGUGACCGGCAGUGAGGAGGAUUCGAGUGAAGAUUCCACGCAAUUGGAUUCCAAUAACAGCACGAGUACAGAUGAUCUGGGUGAGCCAAUCAGGACAUCUGCCCCUCAGGGUGACCGGGAUCCCCUCGUGCCGGAAAGAGCAGACGGCGCCGUCACGCAAGGGGAAUUGAUGCGAAUGGAACAAGAGGCCAGUGUGGUAUCCUUGACGCCAAAUCCUCAAGACAGAAAUGCGACCAGAACCGUGGCUGGUACCGAAGAAGGACUUUUCAUGGAUGACGGAGAUCUCGUCCCCCACGCUCGAGGACCCGACCUUGUAGGGCCAGUGGACAUGGGUCGAGUUGGUGGGCAAGAUGUCGAGAUACACAUUAGCAGCCACCUUGGGGCCGGAGAAGGGCAUGUUUCAGAUCCAAAUGAUGCACAGACCGUCCUUCCAGGACCGGAUAAUCUGGUCGCAGCCACUGAGACAUCGGCUCCCACCUCGGCCGCCGACUCCGAGGAUUUCAAAAUUGUCCUUAAGGAUACUACAGAAGGUGGUGAAGCCGAUGCGAUGCAGCUUGACGAGAACGAUAACAAUGACAAGACAGAACAGAAGCCGACUGAAGAGCAAGAUGGUGAUAUUGUUCUUGUGGAUACAGAUGGGAAAACUGAGGACAAGGCUGCCGCCAAGGCUAACAUUUCGGGUGCUAGUUCUAGGGCUGACGCUGUGGAUUCCUCCACCGUGACUUGA